Messenger RNA from Trichoderma breve, 1077 nucleotides. RefSeq lists its product as uncharacterized. The transcript has a single exon. The record is from RefSeq and is a predicted model, not a curated record. Bases 1 to 1077 code for a protein of 358 amino acids. Lineage: Eukaryota; Fungi; Ascomycota; Sordariomycetes; Hypocreales; Hypocreaceae.
AUGGCCUUCAAGUCAUUGUUUCUAGCAACUUGCAGUUUUCUGACUCUGGUCGCCUCGCUGGCCGCAUUGCCGCCGCCUUCAUUUCACCGAUUGGACCAUCGCGAAUCGCACCUUCUUCCAAGUCAUGUCAUUGCUCAAUUUCCCGCCGGCACAUGGAUUGAGAAUAUUGCUGUUCGAGCUAACGGCAAUCUUCUUCUCACAAGUUUCCUGCCAGACGCUACACUAUAUGAGGUUUCUGACUUGGACUGUCUCUCGCCAACCGUUACCCGUCUAUUCACCAUAGACUCAGUCACCAGCUUAUUUGGGAUAGUAGAAACAUCCACAGACGUAUUUGCUGUUGCCGGCGGAAACUUUAGCCAGUCAACAGGGGGUGUUAAAGGAACAUCUCGUCUUUGGAGCAUCGAUUUCAGACAUGGCCAGUCCUCUUAUCCGAAGCCGAUUACUUCCCUUCCCGAUGCGGUUCUACUCAACGGUGCGACGACAGUUCCGCAAAGCAGUCACAUAGUUCUUCUAGCGGAUUCGAUAUUGAAUGCUGUUUGGCGUGUUGACGUGGUUAAGGGCACGGUGGAUAAAGCGGCUCAAUUCCCGCCACAGGACACUGCCCCAUCACAGCCCGUAACUAUUGGCAUUAACGGUAUUCACAUCCACGAUGGGUUUUUAUGGUUUACAAAUGAUACAUCAACAACCAAUCCGUCAACGGGCAGCCUUGAAACCUCCAUGUAUCGAAUCAAAAUUGACAAGAAUGGAUAUGCACCUAUCAACACCGCACCCGAGAAAAUAAUUACCCUACCGUCGGAGGCACUGGAUGACUUCAUAUUUGGCCCCGACGACAGAAACAUCAAGUGGAUAGCUACAAAUUCGGAAAACAAAGUACUUGCGGCUGCUCCAGAUGGCAGAUAUGUCCGUGUUGCUGGCGCGGCCAGCUCUUUCGAAGUUGCGACGGCAACGGCCUGUCGGUUUGGGAGAACAAGGCGGGAUUCGCAUGUUCUUUAUGUAACCACUGGCGGUGGGAAAAUAAACGGUACAACGGAAGGAGGCAAAGUGCAGGCUCUCGAUACUAGGGGGUUCAGCUUUUGA